AUGUUGCUCAUUCUAUUUCUGAUUCUAGGCAAUACCAUUUCCAGUGCGUCUGAAUCAGUCAGACUGGUAAAUGGCAACAACUCUUGUUCAGGAAGAUUGGAGGUUUUCUAUAACAAUCAGUGGGGAACAGUGUGUGAUGACGGCUGGGAUCUCUCAGAUGCUGCAGUGGUGUGUAGAGAGAUGGGCUGUGGGGAUGCUAUUGAGGCAAAGAGUGGUGCUUAUUUCAGACCAGGUGGGGGACAAGUAUCAAUGAGCAAUAUUGGGUGCACUGGAAAUGAGCCUAUGUUGAGCAGUUGCAGCUCUAAGAAAGCGGGAGAGUUUUACUGUGACCAUUCAAAAGAUGCUGGAGUCAUAUGUCGCUCACUUGUCAGAUUGGUGAAUGGCAGUCACUCCUGUUCUGGACGAGUGGAGGUUUUCUAUAACAAUCAGUGGGGAACAGUGUGCAGUAAUGGCUGGGAUUAUUCAGAGGCUGCAGUGAUAUGUACAGAAAUGAGCUGUGGGAGUGUUUUCGAGCAAAGGAUCGGUGGUUUUUUUGGCCAGGGAUCAGGACCGGUAUGGCUUAGUGAUGUACAAUGCUCUAACUCUGAAACUACUCUGAGACACUGCACUUUUCAGGGAUGGGGACAAAACUCAUGUGGACAUGAGAAGGAUGCUACAGUCGCCUGCGACCGCAGAAUCAAGCUGGAAAACGGCUUCAAUGCUUGCUCUGGUAGAGUGGAGAUUUAUAAUCGCUGGGGAAACAAUUGGGUAACUGUGGUUGGUGAUAACUGGGAUCUAUCAGAGGCUGCAGUGGUGUGUAGGGAGAUCGGCUGUGGGGAUGCCAUAGCAGCAAAGGGUGCUGCUUAUUUCGGGCAGGGAAAUAACGGGUAUCCAGUAUGGUUGAAUGAUGUCAACUGCAAUGGCAAUGAGCCCACACUCUUUGCCUGUGAGUCCAAAAAAAUAGAAGAUUUCCAGCUGCAUUACAAGGAUGCUGGUGUCAUCUGCCAAUCUCUUGUUAAGCUGGUGAAUGGCAUUAACUCUUGCUCUGGGCGAGUUGAAGUUUUCUUUGAUGGCCGGUGGGGAACAGUGUGUGAUGACGGCUGGGAUCUCUCAGAUGCUGCAGUGGUGUGUAGAGAGAUGGGCUGUGGGGAUGCUAUUGAGGCAAAGAGUGCUGCUUAUUUUGGACAAGGAUCUGGACCCGUAUGGCUAAGUGAUUUACAGUGUGGCAGUUACUCUACUCUGAGAAACUGUAAUUCAAAGGGAUGGGGACAAAACAGCUGUGGACAUGAGAAGGAUGCUGGAGUCACCUGUCAACGUGAGUACAAAAGCAAAAAAUUAACAGUAUAA
Carassius auratus (goldfish) is the source of this 1326-nucleotide messenger RNA. Its product is annotated as deleted in malignant brain tumors 1 protein-like. The transcript is spliced from 5 exons. Bases 1 to 1326 code for a protein of 441 amino acids. The record is from RefSeq and is a predicted model, not a curated record. Lineage: Eukaryota; Metazoa; Chordata; Actinopteri; Cypriniformes; Cyprinidae. Gene Ontology annotation, cellular component: membrane.